Parathielavia appendiculata is the source of this 891-nucleotide messenger RNA. RefSeq lists its product as uncharacterized. Lineage: Eukaryota; Fungi; Ascomycota; Sordariomycetes; Sordariales; Chaetomiaceae. The record is from RefSeq and is a predicted model, not a curated record. Bases 219 to 476 code for a protein of 85 amino acids. The transcript is spliced from 2 exons.
GGGACGUCAUAACCCAACAGACCGGACCCGAUUUCAGCAGUAUUUUACGGCGGAGGAGCCACACCUUGCUGUGUGCUCAUCCCAUCACAUAAUUCAUAUUACACUGCCUUCCCAAAAGAGCAACAUCGUCUUGAACCUUCAGAACCUUUCAACACGACAUUGACACCCGAUUAAGUAACAGUAUUGAAACCCAUCAGUCCAACUCCUAUAUCUGCACUAUGGAUUCAGCGGGCGCAAAGUCAGUCAUGUCCAACGAUAUGAAGGAGCUUACCGAAGGAAAGGAGGGCAUCACCAGCGAGAUUCGCGGACAUAAGGCCAACCUCUCCAAUCCAAACACCAGCGAGGAAUCCAAGCAAGCUAGCAAAGAGGUACUGAAAGAACUCGGGGGCGACGACACCAUUGAGGCUCAUCGCAACAAGCCCAUCAGCAAGAGUGCUGCCGAUGAUUUGUACGGUACCCGCGCUGCGGCGGGCUGAAUGGGCAGUUUUAGGAUUAGGUUGAUCGUGGAAUUGGAAAUUUCAUCGAGUCCUCCAUGGUUGAGCCUGCAUUGGGCUGGGGGAUACCUUAGUUUAUUCGACCUACUUCACCUAGGUCGCAAUCUUCAUGUUCUAGGUCGCCAGUGAGGGGACCGAGUAUCAGUUUCCGCUCCUUGAAUACCUUGCGUUUCUUCGUAAAGGUACGGUUCUCCGUGAGAGCAGAAAAGGGAGAGAAUGAUCAUGCUGAGGUGUCAUGCGGCGUGCUGAACGAUGAGGCGGAAUGGUGGGAGAAGGACUAAUCGAGCGCGAGGUAACCGCUCGAAACAUUUGGGAGGAUUAUUCAUCGGUAUCUGCAACUCAUAAGUUACCUUAUUCCUAGGAGGCAACCUUGAGAGGGAAAGUGAAGUCAAAGAGU